CUUGUCAUGUCUGGAGAGAAAAUAGUCUCAACGUGGUCGCAAAAUGUGUAUUACAUUAUCUACAAGUGAACGACGAUCUUUCUUGUCCCUCUCCUUUGUAUUGUAGGCGCAUGCUCCCUGGGUCUUGGGGUGGUCCGCCGCCUGUCGGACAGUGGCAUGUCCUCAUUCAGCGCAGAUUCCCUCAGCAGACCGCUGACAUGAUGAACACGACUCUCCUCGGCAGGUGCACGGUCCUGCCGUGACGGCUCCGGGCAGACUUGACUGUGGCGGCCGGCGGAGCCCACACGGCUCUCGCCUGACAGUCGCGCAUCCGGGCGAAGUCGCCGCCGUGACGUCAGAGCAAGUUGUGUUGACAGCUAGUUCGGCUGAGCUAGCCCCGGUGCUAACUAGCCUCGCGUCAAGAUGGAGAGUUGGCAGUCGCCUCGGCGACUCUGAUUCCUUUUCCACGUCCGUCGCCCGUAUUCCCCCCCCGCCCCUCGCACGGCGUCCAGUCUCCGUGUCGGAGAUGCAGGACCGGUACAACGAGAUCGGCUUCGCGCAGCAGAUACUCGGUUUGAAUCUAGUGCCGAGGAAGAACAGCACGCACCGAGGCAACGACACGUCCCUCAGCGACUUCUCAGAGAUGUGGUACGGAGUGUUCCUGUGGGCAGCGGUCUCGUCUCUGGUCUUCCACCUGCCGGCGGCCCUGCUCUCCCUCGCCACGCUGCGUCAGCACAAGAUGGCCCGAUUCAUGCCCAUCGCAAUCCUCCUCAUGGGCAUCCUGGGACCAGUCUGUGGGGGGGUCCUCACCAGUGCAGCCAUAGCGGGAGUGUACAAGGCAGCAGGGAAGAGGAUGAUCUCUCUGGAGGCUCUUGUUUUUGGAGUCGGACAGUCCUUCUGUGUCCUCAUCAUCUCCUUCCUCAGGGUCCUCGCCACCCUAUAGCAGAGCUGAGGCCCACCUGGCUGGACCUGAUGCUGCCGGCUCAGUCUCUCACCACUUCCACCAUCUCCUGACGGGACCCACGUUUCACGUGGUGCGAGGUUAGAUCCUGGGCCAUAUGUGAACCAGCCAGCUGUGGGCCAGGGUGUCCCUCCCUGCUGCUGGACCAGGAACUGAACAGAUUCUAUUCCACAAUGUACGCGUGUGUAUUGCAGCACUAAGCCUUCAGGCUUGCUGUGGAGACAUCCGUGUCAUGUCCACUGUGGGACACUCACAAGCCUCCACACACCAACAGCACAAUAAGCUGUUGAUUUAAAAUGGUAAAUCGUCAUCACACUCUUCAUCAUCUAGUAUGCAGUUAUUCCUGAGUGGAAUGAAGGCAGCACACUGCUGUUGUCCACUACCACCAGGAGGACACUAACCUCUCUCAGGGGCUGUGUGUGUGUGUGUACGUGUGUGUACGUGUGUGUACGUGUGUGUGCGUGUGUGUAUGCACUUCUAUGUUUGUCAGGACCAGUUUGAGUUUUGAACCCUACCAGUGACGACAUCUCGGCCCAUCCUCACGACUUCAUAAUGUUGUUCAAGGGUUGACGGGUUUAGUCCACUUUGUACCACGGCGUUUGCGAACUGAAUUUAUGUCCUGGCCGACGUAACCAGUGUGGUCCGAAGUGAGGCCACGCUGCUGAUUCCACUUAGAUUUUCCUGGGGAUUUGUAUUGGUGAUGUCAGUCUCACUUCUCUUUGACAUUUUCCUCCAUAUCCUGUCAGGCUGACAGAUGCUUUGUGGAUAAAGGAAGAUAAUGUAUAUAUGCAAGAUCCUGGCUUUUCCCCUUGAUGCCUUAAUCAUUUUCUAACUUCCAAAGUGGCGUUCUCUUCAGGGCUGUCUUUCUUCAUCUCCCUCUCUAAUGCUGGCCUUUUGUUCUUACUCAUACUAUUGGUUGAAACCAGUUCAAGCCUGUGUGUGUUACUUUCGAUUCCAAAUUAGCAACUACCACUGACUAGCUUUCUCAUAUAACUUAUUUUGUGCAUAGAUGUGAAGAGGGUUUUAUAGAUGUCUGGUGCAACAGGACAUGAUCACAGCUUAGAGAAUCUUCACAGUUUCGCUGCUCAUCGUUGAUUGUCACUUUAUUUGAUCACAGGUUUGAACUCAAACCCAAAGUUCUCUUUAUCGUCGGUAUAAUUUACAGGUGUGUGAUGUGACCGUCAGAUGAUUGGGUUUUCCAGGUCUUCGUAGCUUCUCAAUCUUCAUGACUAAAUAUUAUGGAUUGCUCUUAUUUUCCCCUUGUAAACCAUCAGCCACAACUCUCACAUCAGUCGGUUGUUUUAAUGCUGUGUGUGUGUGUGUGCGUGUGUGCGUGCGCGUGCGUGCGUGCGCACAUAGUUGCUUUUUGAAGCUGCCAGUAGCUUCGAAAUUUACAUUUACAUUUACAACGUUCAUAUACAGACACAGGUCCAGUGUAUGUACAGUAACACUGCUCUUUGUUUGUGAGCAAUGCUGUUUGCUCUGUCUAUAUUCGCACCUCCUUAGAAAUGACUGACAUGUAUUUACUGUUCACGUCGUACCGGUUUGAAUUUGAAAUUUGAGUUGUCAGUGUCUUUGUUUUGAUGAAAGUUAUACUUAAUGAAUAUGCAGUUGAUUGAAUGAACACAGCGCAACUUCCACAUAGUUCCCAGCUUCACCCAGUCAAGAAUCUACUUUGUGACUAUUUAUGGAACGGAACAGAAACGAGACUGAAUCUGGAGCAGAUUCCAAGUCCUGAUCCUAAACUUCUUUCUAUUUAAGGGUUAUUACAAUUCUUGGGCGGAUAGUUUUGCACGUGACAUUCCAGUGGGAAAUCAUGUACAUUCCCUUAUUAAUAUGCCAUAACGAUCCCGUCCUGUAAUGGAGCCCAGACACGAUCAGACGCUGAAAUCUCAACAUGAGCCCCUGAACCUCAAAAAAGUUUUUGAACCCCUGUAACCAAAGAUGGCUUGAACUCACUUCAGUUUAGUCCAGUAGUUGAGUUUCACAAUGUGUGUAGAUAGUGCAACAAAUCAAACUGAUGCUAGAAUGUAGAAUUUUUUGUCUUGAGUUUGGUUCUGGGGAGUCAGAUGGAAAUGAAUUGACACCGGUGACAGCACAGUCAGAUUCUACAGACGCUCGGUACAAUCGGGACCAACACUGGGACAAACUCCCCGCCACACCAAACAUCUCAUUUCUUUACAUUUUCUCAUUGAAGUGAAAUUGUAUUUCUUUCCAGCUGAUGUACGCUCAGCUCAUCACACUGUACACACUGUACGUCGCAAGUACAGUGUGUUCAGUGCGAGAGAAAUGAAAAGCAAAGUUGAAGCGGUUCAUUGAAACGUGGCUGAUGCAGAAAGAAACCGAGUCGUCACGGUAACCGUGGGCCUUGCUGUUAAUGCUGUACAUUUUGGAGAAUGUUUAUUUUUUUAUGGUUGUGGCCCUUUGAGCGAGCGCGUUCUCCCUGGUUCUGUUGCAGCAGCACACUGGGAGGUUGAUUCACCUUGACGUUAGGUACUUCACUCUGGUUACGUUUGAAACGGGGCUGGUCAUCAGUGAACAUCCAACCGUUACGGGCAGCACUACAUUUCCAGUGCAUACGGGCUGAGACGUCUCAGUUCAGCCUUCAAACUCCCAGUUGGGGUCAAAGCUCAGGUUCUUGGAGCUACUCACAAAUGCUAAGCCAGAACACUUAGAGAAGAUAAAGUAGCACUUAUGAAAGUAGCUGCACAAAACUCCCCACUCAUGUCUGAAGUAACACUAGGAAAAGAGAAGGAAAUAUCAAGUAAAAAAAAUGUAAUCAAGGAAAGUAAGUCAAAAUUCAAACCAAGUCAGAAAUGUGAGAUUCACCUUUUCAGUCAGGGGCAACUACAACAGUCUGUUUUUGCCGAGUCGUCUGAUUGAUUACAACAGAGGAUCGAGCACAUGGUGCGGUUCCGUAUGAAACAUUUGUAAUAUUUUUCCCUCCACAUUUACGUAGGUGACAGCACACCAGAGAACUGUUGAAGGUCACACAGUUCAACAGCACCACUAACUGACCAUCUCUCUACAACAAAAACUGUACAUUAUAACCUCGCACUUAUCUAGGUGUACCUAACAAGCUGGCCACGCGCUGCACUGUACACAAUUUUGGUAUUAAUAUCCUCAUAACUUUCACUAUAAAUCAAAAUUAUUUAUUUAUUGUACUUAAACUGUUCAAUCGGAUCAUUUUGAUUUUACCAUAAGCAUGGAUGUUUUUGUUCAUGCACUUUGAAAACGUAACGUGAACAAACCCCCGGUCUCUGGGAUGCUCUCACGUUCUGACAACGGGAGGCGACGUGCACAGAAGACCAGAACAAGCCACCGGACUCCACUACAUGCCAGAUGUAUCUGUGUACAUUUCUCUCUGAUGGACAAACACACUGAUGAGAUGAAGGACCAAUGUCAAGGUCGCGCCAAGUAUGUGCUGUAACAGAACCACUUGUUUCUCACGGUCCUGAUUCCUGGACUGGUCUUGUUCCUUUCUUUUUUUUUUUUUACCAGAUUCUAAAUGGUUUUAACGUUGAUUUUACUAGAGUAAAUGAAAGUGCCAUUGGUAAAUAUUUUUAAUGAAAUAAAAAAUGUUUCAACUA
Molecule: messenger RNA, 4530 nt
Organism: Scophthalmus maximus (turbot)
Lineage: Eukaryota; Metazoa; Chordata; Actinopteri; Pleuronectiformes; Scophthalmidae
Gene: tmem170a
Product: transmembrane protein 170A
Exons: 3
Coding region: 506-922 (138 amino acids)
Biological process (GO): endoplasmic reticulum tubular network organization
Cellular component (GO): endoplasmic reticulum membrane
Source: RefSeq, a predicted model, not a curated record